AUUGAGUGGCGGCAGCAUUGUGCUAGUUGUACCUGGUGAUGGCAGGGAUGGAGCGUAGAUGGUUGGAGUUGCCGGUUCUCACUUAGCUCAUCAGCCCGAUUUAAUCGUUCCUUAAUCCGUUCUUUGCUAACUAUAGAUGACAAAAACGGAAAGCAAGCUCUGGGGUGACAGCUUUCGCUUUCGAACUCUCCAGAACAGCAUCAGACGCAGAAACGAGAUUGCCGUCGAAGUCGUCGGAGCUUACCGUUAACUGGGGACUGCGAUCGGGACGACCUACGGAUUGAAAGUUCGUUAUUCUGUAAAAAUCUGUAUAAGUUGAUAGUUUGAUUUGAUUCUUCAGUGGUUGUUUUUUGAGUGUCGGGGCAUUUUUGUGUUUAAUUCUGUUUAGGUAAUGUGUUUAAUUCUUUGUUAUGGAAUAUGGAUAGUUUCUGUUGCAGGUGAUUAGUUUAGUGCUUGGAUUCUGAGAAAAUUGAGCAAAAGAGUGGGGAAAGUGGCUUGAGAUCGUUCAUUUUGUGAAUAAUUAAGUUACUGAGGAUGUGAUCAGAUUCAGAAUUUGUGUUUUUUCUUGGAAAUUGGAUCAAUGAUCAAGGACGUGUGGUUUUGAGAUUUUUUUAUUUUCUCGUUUUUUCUUAUUGAUUUUUAGGUAAUCAAAGAGAUCAUAGGUUCUAAGGGGAGUGAUUGGUAUAAUUAGAUACGAUAGAGCAUAAUCCUGAGGGACUUGAUACAGAGUAUCAGAAUCUGUGAUAGAAUUAUCCUUUGAGCUUGUAUUGUUUUUGUUGUAGUUGUGAUUGCUUCUUGCUGCUGCUAAUUUCUGUUGUCAUUGUUGUUGUUGUGCUGAUUGCUUCUUCUGCUGCUGUCGCUACUACUAAUUUCUGUUGUGGUUGUUGAUGCUGUUGCUAAUUUGUGUUGUUAUUGUUGUUGUUGAUGCUGAUGCUGCUACCUAUUUUGUGUUUAAAAUUUGAUGCGUAGAAUGUGGCCCUUGUUUGGAUUGUUUAGUUUGAUAUAGAUUGUCAUUCUAGAGCGACAUUUGUUUUGUCUUCUGCCUGCCUUGUAAAGUAUUUAACCAGUUUUGUGACAGCUAUCCAGCUGUUUCUUCAUUA
This is a messenger RNA of Rubroshorea leprosula, 1100 nucleotides long. The record is from the annotation of a GenBank genome assembly. NCBI's taxonomy places the organism in Eukaryota, Viridiplantae, Streptophyta, Magnoliopsida, Malvales, Dipterocarpaceae.